Molecule: messenger RNA, 748 nt
Organism: Brassica oleracea var. oleracea
Lineage: Eukaryota; Viridiplantae; Streptophyta; Magnoliopsida; Brassicales; Brassicaceae
Exons: 3
Coding region: 1-504 (167 amino acids)
Source: RefSeq, a predicted model, not a curated record
AUGGUUUUUGUAACCGAUCACAGAAGAGUUUUUUAUAACACGUGUCAGCAACAUGUGUUUUUCUUUUUUUUUUUCUCUUUUUUUUUUUCUUUUCUUUCUCUCCUCUUCUCUCAUCUUCUCUCGUGUUCUCCGUCGAAGGGAACCGGAGCAUCCGUUCAAUCGGCGUUUUCUCUCGUCUUCUCCUCUCCUUCGGGAAGCGUCUCCUUCCUUCAAUCGCCGUCAUGUCCGUCUUUCUCUUCUCUGGUCUUCUCCGUCGGUAAAGGAAGCGUCUCCUCUCUUCAAUCGCCGCUCGUCCAAUCGCUGCUCGUCCAAUCGCUGCGACCCCAUCUCCUCUCUCUUCUGACCGUGGGAGCAUUGAGAGAUUCAUCACAGAGUGAAGCUGUGGGAGCAUCUCGUGCUUGUUGUUUCACUGAGUGGAGCAGUGGUAACAUGACACAAGACGAGGCAGAUGUGAGCACACGAGUCACGGAGUUGGGAGUGGAAGAAUCACGGACUUGGGAGUAGAAGGAUCACAUAAUCAUCUACACUCCUCCACAAGUAAUCAAAAACAAGUUAAUUUUUUUUUUAAGAAACCAAAAUUAAAAAACUACCAUUGUAUCUGAAAAAUUAGGUGAUUCUUAACUAAUGUUCUUAGCUAAAAUUUAUUAGUUAAAUAAUCUUUAAAGUGUACUUAAGAAACCUAUAAGAGGUUUCUACGGAUAAUGAUGCACUAAUCUUCGCGAAUGGAAUGAACGUGUUCCUUUUCUUC